Molecule: messenger RNA, 2730 nt
Organism: Erinaceus europaeus (western European hedgehog)
Lineage: Eukaryota; Metazoa; Chordata; Mammalia; Eulipotyphla; Erinaceidae
Gene: PDE6H
Product: phosphodiesterase 6H
Exons: 3
Coding region: 33-284 (83 amino acids)
Biological process (GO): positive regulation of epidermal growth factor receptor signaling pathway; positive regulation of G protein-coupled receptor signaling pathway; visual perception
Cellular component (GO): photoreceptor outer segment membrane
Molecular function (GO): 3',5'-cyclic-nucleotide phosphodiesterase activity; cGMP binding
Source: RefSeq, a predicted model, not a curated record
GAGAAUCAUUGGCAACACUAAGGACCACUAGAAUGAGUGACAACACUACUUUGGUUCCUCCAACUUCAAGCCAGGGCCCCACCACCCCACGCAAAGGGCCCCCUAAGUUUAAGCAGAGGCAGACUCGUCAGUUCAAGAGCAAACCUCCUAAGAAAGGUGUGAAAGGAUUUGGUGAUGACAUUCCUGGCAUGGAGGGGCUAGGGACAGAUAUCACAGUGAUUUGUCCCUGGGAGGCAUUCAGCCACCUGGAACUGCAUGAACUCGCCCAGUUUGGAAUCAUUUGAGACUCCAGAAGUUCUACCACUCUCAGUAGCAUCUGCUGUAACCUCAAUUACUUUUACCCCAAAUGGUCUGCCAGUCUUAAAAUUCAGCUGUUUAGAAGUAGCUUUUUCAAUUUAUAGUCAUUUCCCAUAAGUCACUACUAGUAAUUUUCUUAACAUCAGACUCUUUCUUGCUGUAUAGAUCAGCUUAGACUAGUUUAUAGAAAUUAACAUUGGUUAGGGCAUUUCAGACUUUACCAUCUUUUCUUCUUCUUUUUCUUCUUCUCCUUCUCCUCCUUCUUCUCCUUCUUCUUUUUUAUUUGCCUUCAGGGUUAUUGCUGGGGCUUGGUGCCUACACAACGAAUCAAAUCCACUACUCCUGGAGGCUAUUUUUUUUUUCUCUCCUUGCCCUUGUUGUUAUUGUUGUUGGAUAGGACAGAGAGAAAUGGAGAGAGGAGGGGAAGACAGAGAGGGGGAGAGAAAGACAGACACCUGCAGACAUACUUUACCGCUUGUGAAGUGACCCCCCUGCAGGUAGGGAGCCGGGGCUUCGAACUGGGAUCCUUAUGCUGGUCCUUAGGCUUCACACUUAGGACCCACUGUGCUACUGCCCAACCCCCUUUACCACCUUUUCUUAUCAACUGUUAGAUGUCAUCAAUAUUUCUUUGCAUUCUGUUUAUUUAAUUCAUUCUUCAAGUUUGUUUUUGGUAGGUAUUCAUCAUGAUUAGUAAUUAGACUUUUUUUUUUGUCACUAAGGUUAUUGGUGACAUAUGGCUUGGUGACAGCAUUAUGAAUUCAUCACUCCAGCCAGCCAUUUAGAGAUUUUUUUUUUUUUCUGGUAGUUGGGCGGUAGUGUCACAGGCUAAGCACACGUGGUGUGAAGUGCAAGGACCAGCAUAAGGAUCCUGGUUCCAGCCCCCGGCUCCCUGGGAGUCUCUAUACAGGCAGUGAAACAAAUCUACAGGUGUCUUUCUCUCCCCCUAUCUGUCUGCCCCUCCUCUCUCCAUUUCUCUCUCCUAUUUAACAACCACAACAUCAAUAACAACAACAAUAACAACUAAAACAACAAUAAAAAGAAAACCAACAAGGGCAACAGAAGGGAAAAUAAAUAAAUAAAUAAAUAUAAAAAUUUAAAAAAAGAAAAUGAAUUAAAUUUUUUUCUCUCUACUUUAUUUAAUAGAACAGAGAGAAAUUAAAAGGGCAGGGGAAGAUAAAGAGGGAGAGAGAGAGAUAGACAUGUGCAGACCUGCUUAACACCUUGUGGAAUAUUUCCUCUGUAGGUGGGGAGCAGGGGAUCCAACCCUAUUCCUUGCACAUGAUGACAUGUUAUGCUCAAUAGGGUGUGCCACCAUCUGGCCACCAUAAUAAGACUUUUAAAGAUAACAUUUAGACUACUCUCUUUCCUAUGGCAUUAAAAAAGGAAAUAUUUACCUUGAAUCCUGGGGAGAAGUUGUAUUAAAUGCUGUAUGUAAAUGGCACUCAGAAAGUGCCUUGUUAGGAGGACUGGUUAAAUCAAGAAUGCACAGUCAUACAAGAAAUAAACAUAGUGCAAGAAAAGACAUCAAAAUCCAAAGUCAAGUUCUGCUUCUACCUUAUUAUAGUGUGAAUCAUGCACUUUCUGGAUCUAGAUUAUCCCGAGAUAUGAUUUAAAAUAGCUGUAAAUCUUACAACUCUAAGGUUAGGUGAGAAGAUUUCAACACAGGACUGGACAAUAUGAGUCUUCUUUAAUGUCAUGAUUGAAUUGCUUGAGAUUUAUAUGCAAUAAUGUCUGAGAGUGCAGACAGCAGGGAUAAGUAGUUGAACCUUCUCAAUAAAAUGAUGGUUUGCUUCACCCCUGAGAUUGUGUCAAAUGGAAUGUGCACAUAGUUGUCUUUCCCCAAUAAUUUCAGAGCAAUUCUGCAAUUCAAAUGCUGCCUUUAUCUGACUUGUGCGCUUUGGUACCAGAAGUAUUAACUUCCUCAUUUCAGUUGUGUAAUCUAUGGUAAAAGAAUGAAGAAAAUUAACUGAACAGAGAGGCAGGAUAAUUGAGAGAAAAAUAAUUUGGGCUCUAGUACUGACUCAGCCAAUAAACUGCUCCAUAAUUUUGUGCACAGAUGUCAGUCAUCCUUUGAAUCCUCCAGUUUGCCUGAAUUAGGUAAUCUAAAGUUUUGGUAGCCAAAAAAAAAAAAAAAAAAAAAAAAAGACUUCAAGAUCCUCAGAGGCCAAGCAUGAGAAUUAGAGGAACUAAGCACUUAAGAGCAAACCUUUUGCAGCCAACUCUUGUGCACAAAUAAACUAAUUACUUUCUGGCCAGAAAACUAGAAUCUUAAAUGACAUAUUUGAUUAAUAGGGCUAAAGAGGCUUGAUUUCAAGAGCAUGGGAACUUAAGACUCUCCUACUUGGUGGCCGGGAAGUGGCACACUGGUUAAGAGCAUGUUACCAUGUGCAAGGAUCUGAGUUUGAACUCCCCAUUCCCCACUCCCCGCUUGCA